AUUAGUAUAAUAAUGUAUUCAGGAACAAUAUAUUAUUUUCUAACAAUGUGUCUUGUGUCUCUAAUUGGGAUACAAGAAACGUGCGGUGGUAUGAUGCAAAAUGUACGACAACAUAAAGAAAAAUGGGCAACGGCACGCGCUAAUUGUCAAAAUUCGACACAAGACAAUUCGCUUAAAAGUCGAAACUUACAAGGCAUUAUACAAUUAGCUCAAACUGGUGGUGAAAAUGCUUUAUGUUAUUUUUACUGUCUUUUAACUGAAUUAAAUGUUAUAACAAAUGAUAAUAAAUUGAAUACCGAAAAUGCCGAAACUGUGAUGGAAGGUAUAAAUGACAAUAAUGUGAAAUCCCGAAUAAGUAGUCUAGUUCAAAGUUGUAGCAGUGCUGUAAACGAAAAUACAUCAACCGAAAGAUGUGCUAUAGCGCAGAUAAUAAUUGAUUGUACGUCAAAUGCAGUUAAACAGAUUCCAGGAUCAAUGCUCUUAUUUCUAAGUAAUAUUUUUAAUUAG
Molecule: messenger RNA, 507 nt
Organism: Chrysoperla carnea
Lineage: Eukaryota; Metazoa; Arthropoda; Insecta; Neuroptera; Chrysopidae
Exons: 6
Coding region: 13-507 (164 amino acids)
Molecular function (GO): odorant binding
Source: RefSeq, a predicted model, not a curated record